This is a messenger RNA of Salvelinus namaycush (lake trout), 2342 nucleotides long. RefSeq names its product ras association domain-containing protein 10-like. Gene Ontology annotation, biological process: signal transduction. The coding region runs from base 267 to 1757 and encodes 496 amino acids. The record is from RefSeq and is a predicted model, not a curated record. The transcript has a single exon. NCBI's taxonomy places the organism in Eukaryota, Metazoa, Chordata, Actinopteri, Salmoniformes, Salmonidae.
AGAGUCCCAUUGGGAGCGGAGGGCGUAUACUUUAGUGUUUGCAUAGAAAUGUACCCACAGCAGUGCAUACCAACCGAAAGGAAGGAUGCCCGUUCCUCCUCUGCGCACAGUGUUCCAAAAGGAAGUCUGAUAAUGUGAUCCCCCGCAGAACAACUUCACAGUGUGCCUCACUCAGUCUGCCACAGGAAAAGUCCUACUGGAGGCAAGUACUGCACUUAUUACUUCAUGAUGAUGACAUGCUUACAUGAGAAUAAGGACAGCUCCAAAUGAAGGUGUGUGUCACUUUUCCCUCUACAACUGAAAAGUGGAACCGAGGAGUCGAAAGGAGAGCAGAAACUUUAAUCAGCAAUUGGGUUAAAGGUUUUUCCAGUAUGGAGCAGGAUGAAUGCAAGGUAUCAGUAUGGGUCUGCCGGGAGGAGAAACUGGUCUCCGGGCUGUCCAAGCGCACCACCUGCUCCGAUGUUGUCAAAGUUCUACUGGAGGACCAAAACUUGAAGCAAGGUGCGUCAGCGGUGAUGCUAUCUGGGACCCCCCAGUCUUACUGCAUAGUGGAGAAAUGGAGAGGCUUUGAGAGGAUUUUACCCAAUAAAACCAAAAUCCUGCAUCUCUGGAGCGCCUGGGGAGAUGAGCAGGAAAAUGUGAGGUUUGUGUUGGUGAAGAAUGAGGCAUCGUUACCGAACAACGGACCCAGGAGCGCCGAGGCGCGGGUCGUUCAGAGCAAAGACAGUCCGUGCGUAUUCAAGGGAGCAGCCAAGACCACAAUGGCUUUCUCGCAAGAAAAGCAGCGGAGGAUUGUUAGAAAAGCUUUUAGAAAGUUGGACAAAAUUAACAAAAAGAAAGAGGAGACUGUUCCUAAAGAUACAUCCUCAGUGGAGAAAAUGGAAACAUUGGUGCACUUGGUUAUAUCUCAAGAUCACACCAUCCGCCAACAGAUCAAAAGGAUCAAAGAAUUAGAUAGGGAUAUAGAGAGGUAUGAGGCAAACGUGCAUUUUGACAGAAUUAAGAAACAUGGUAUCAAUUAUGUGCAGGACACAUACAUGGUGGAGUCAAGCGCGAAGGCUGAUCCAACAGAGAACGUGCCAUGUUCAGCGGAGGCUAUCGCACAGUUUGAGGAGUACGCGCUCUGUUGCGAGGAGGUCCUGCGACUUCAGGAGGAGUUGACAGAACGCGAAGCUCUCAUGGACAUCAUCACAGGUGAGAUUCAGGAGGAGCUGAACCAAAGGUGGAUGAAAAGACGGCAAGAUGAGCUGUCGGGCAAAGAUACCGACAGUAUUGGGGAGUCUGUAGACAUCCCCGUGUCUGCAAUGGCUCCAAAGGCAGGCGUCGCUGCUCAAGAGACAACUGUGGACAGUUUAUCAGAGAACGACUUGGUUUUAGAGGAGGAGAGAAUCAAAAUACAGCUGGAUACUAGUUUAUAUAUUGGUCUUCGUUUGAACACGGAUUCAGAGACUAUUAAGGGUGAUUUGGACUUAAGCCAGGAGCUGUGGGACGCAAAAGAAAAAGAACUAACGGAUUUGCUCGCAAAAAUGGACUCUAUGGAUUUAAAUAAUGAGAAGUUACCCGAUGAUUACAAAGAACCCUCUGGUGUCACUGAGACUGAAAUGUUGCCUUCUUUGGAGAAGAGCAGUGGGUGGGUGGAGCAGGCCAGAGGUCUCUCCAAGACCAGCAACACGAACGAUGAGGACUCAGACACGGGGCUGAGCUCCAUGCAUAGCCAGGACUCUGACAAUACACCUGUUUGUGAAUCACUAGUGUAACUCUUUAUUGAACUGUUGAAAAUAUGCAAUGCAAACUCAGGGACAGUGAAAUUCUCCACACUAAACAAUAUGUUUCUCCUUUUCCUCCAAAAGGCAUAAGCAUGGACACUUAAAAUCUAUAAGGCGUCAGGUAGCCUAGCGGUUAAGAGCAUCUGGGCCAGCAAACUAAAGGUCGCUGGUUCGAAUCCCUGACCUGACUAGGUGAAAAAUAUGUCUAUGUGCCCUUGAGCAAGGCACUUGUAAGUUGCUCUGGAUAACAGUGUCUGCUAAAUGACUAAAAUGUAAAUAGUAUAAACAAGCAAUAUGUCAAUUGUGCUGAAAUCCUAACAAAAGUUAUGGAAAAUUGAUAUAGCUUGCUCUGCUGUUUCUGUGUGUCACAAGUAUUAGAACUAGGGAAAACGACAACUGCAUUGAACUGCAAAGACCCACAUGACUAUGACCAUUCAGCUAUAAACAUACAGGUUACUGUGGAAAUAAACUAUUACAACAUAUUAUGAUCUGUUUGAUUUAGUACUUGCAUGAGUUGGGAAAACUAUUUAAGUGUUGGCUAGGACACUCACAAAUGUUAUUUGCAUGGGGAUUAUG